This is a messenger RNA of Ochotona curzoniae (black-lipped pika), 1260 nucleotides long. RefSeq names its product potassium inwardly rectifying channel subfamily J member 16 (gene KCNJ16). Gene Ontology annotation, cellular component: plasma membrane. Bases 1 to 1260 code for a protein of 419 amino acids. The transcript has a single exon. Gene Ontology annotation, biological process: regulation of monoatomic ion transmembrane transport; potassium ion import across plasma membrane. NCBI's taxonomy places the organism in Eukaryota, Metazoa, Chordata, Mammalia, Lagomorpha, Ochotonidae. Gene Ontology annotation, molecular function: inward rectifier potassium channel activity. The record is from RefSeq and is a predicted model, not a curated record.
AUGAGUUAUUACGGCAGCAGCUAUCAUGUGGUAGACAUAGACCAGAAAUACCCAGGCUAUCCCCCAGAGCACAUCGUUGCCCAGAAGAGGAGGGUGCGGAGACGACUACUUCACAAAGAUGGAAGCUGCAAUGUGUAUUUCAAGCAUAUUUUUGGGGAAUGGGGGAGUUACGUGGUCGACAUUUUCACCACUCUGGUGGACACCAAAUGGCGCCAUAUGUUCGUGAUAUUUUCCUUGUCUUACAUUCUCUCCUGGUUGAUAUUCGGCUCCAUCUUUUGGCUGAUAGCAUUUCAUCAUGGCGAUCUGCUAAACGAUCCCGACAUCACGCCUUGUGUUGACAACGUCCACUCCUUCACGGCAGCGUUUUUAUUCUCCCUUGAGACCCAGACCACCAUCGGGUACGGAUACCGUUGUGUCACCGAGGAAUGCUCUGUGGCCGUGCUCAUGGUGAUCCUGCAGUCCAUCCUGAGUUGCAUCAUAAACACCUUCAUCAUCGGAGCUGCCUUGGCCAAGAUGGCAACUGCUCGGAAGCGAGCCCAGACCAUUCGUUUCAGUUACUUCGCGCUCAUAGGAAUGAGAGACGGCAAGCUGUGCCUCAUGUGGCGAAUCGGUGAUUUCCGGCCAAACCAUGUGGUAGAAGGGACGGUGAGAGCCCAACUUCUCCGCUACACGGAAGACAGCGAAGGGAGGAUGACAAUGGCAUUUAAAGAUCUCAAGUUAGUCAAUGACCAGAUUAUCCUGGUCACGCCAGUCACUAUCGUUCAUGAAAUAGACCAGGAGAGUCCUCUGUAUGCCCUGGACCGUAAAGCAGUGGCCAAAGAUAACUUUGAGAUCUUAGUGACAUUUAUCUAUACCGGUGAUUCCACCGGCACAUCCCACCAGUCUAGAAGUUCCUAUGUCCCCCGAGAAAUCCUGUGGGGCCAUCGGUUUCAUGAUGUCCUGGAAGUUAAGAGGAAGUAUUACAAGGUCAACUGCCUACAGUUUGAGGGCAGUGUUGAAGUAUAUGCCCCUUUCUGCAGUGCCAAACAGUUGGACUGGAAAGACCAACAGCUCAGCAACAUGGCCAAAUCCCCUCCAGCCCGAGCAUCUUGCACAGCAGACACCAAGGUCCGACGAAGGUCAUUUAGCGCAGUGGCCAUUGUCAGCAGCUGUGAAAACCCAGACGAGAUCGCCACCUCUACCGCGGAUGAAUGUAAGGAACCACCUUAUCAGAAAGCUGUCCUGACUUUAAAUAGAAUCUCUGUAGAAUCCCAAAUGUAG